UUGAGAAUGGCUUGUAUAUGACUAUUGCAAAAAUGAUUGCAGUGUGCAUAGUUCAUGGUGGAGUUGGCCCUCAUUUUUUUUCUGAUCAUCUUUUUAUGCAACUCUGUGGUCAGUGUACACUUCCUGUUUCCCUUGAGGAAAUAGCAGACAGCAGCUUCAGAGAAAAACUCUCAAAGAUUAAAGAAGCAGACUCUGUUGAACACGCAAAUUCUGCAAUCUCAGAUGCUGGAGACAGUCUGUACAUGAUGGGAGCACUUAGGUACAUCUCAUCUCUUGAAGAGAGGGAUUCCCUGGUCCAAUCUGCAGCAGAAUACUUUGUGAAUGGGCGGACAAAUUUGGCUCUCAGACAAUUUGAAGAGGGUUUCAAAACACUUGGUCUGAUUCAAGAGCUCAAGAACCAUCCUGACAUUUUUGAGGACUUGUUCAUCAAUGCAGUCAGACCACUUGAGGCAAAAGAUCUGUCCACUCUUUUUGAGGUGGACUUUUCACCCCUUGGUAGCAACAAAAGACAGCUGGAAAAUAAGACAGUCUGUUUCUGGAGAGACUGGUUAAUUGAUGUAGAAGAAGGUGACUGCAAUCGGUUGACACUGCCAAUGGUACUGGAGUUUGCUUCAGGAGCCUCAUCUGUGCCUCCACUAGGAUUCCCCCAUCAGCCAAAAAUCGAAUUUCUUCAUACAUCUGGUCAAGACACCAGAGUAUUUCCAGAAGCCAACACAUGCCUUAUUGUUCUUAGACUUCCAAUUCACAGUACUUACGAAUCUUUUAGAACCUACAUGACCAAAGGUAUUUUGCAGUCGCCAACUUUCGGCACCAUGUAAUAAUUCAUGUACCUUGUUCAUGUAAGGGUGAUGAACGAAAUACUUCAUGUUUCAGCACAGUUUCACAAGUUAAUGAAACAAUCCUCUUAACACUUCUUCACUCUUA
Messenger RNA from Cyprinus carpio (common carp), 924 nucleotides. Its product is annotated as G2/M phase-specific E3 ubiquitin-protein ligase-like. Gene Ontology annotation, molecular function: ubiquitin-protein transferase activity. Lineage: Eukaryota; Metazoa; Chordata; Actinopteri; Cypriniformes; Cyprinidae. The record is from RefSeq and is a predicted model, not a curated record.